This is a messenger RNA of Miniopterus natalensis, 2061 nucleotides long. RefSeq names its product homeobox D12 (gene HOXD12). Lineage: Eukaryota; Metazoa; Chordata; Mammalia; Chiroptera; Miniopteridae. Gene Ontology annotation, biological process: regulation of DNA-templated transcription. Gene Ontology annotation, molecular function: sequence-specific double-stranded DNA binding; DNA-binding transcription factor activity, RNA polymerase II-specific. The record is from RefSeq and is a predicted model, not a curated record.
CCACGGGAUCUUUGGACAAGCCGAGAGCCACCGGGCACUGGAAAAGGCCUCGGCUGCAACUUAAAGCUGGUAAAAAGCAAGCCUGGCCCAGGUAAGCGGAGGAAAACGGGAGUGCAAAGCCAAUCACGACCAAGAAGGGUCCCAAGGGACACUCGGGCAAAAGCACCCUGUGCCCCAUGCCCCCAGCUCCUGACGCUGGGCCCGGAAACCAGCAGAGGCUUUACCUUCCCUCAGUGUGCCUUGGCUCUGCCCGGCAGCCGUGUCCUUCACCAUCAAAUAUUGCGGGUGUUAUCAUAAUACCCUGAAGGGGGGGAAACCGGGUCGGGGGAUGUAGGCGGUGCUGAAAUGACCGGCUUUGAAGAACCUGCAGGCAAAGUUUCGUCCAAUCGUCUGAGCCUGUCCUCUUAUCCCCGGUUGUAACUAAAUACUGCUGCGAGCGCAGCCGAAGCCCUUUGUUGGAGAUGUGUGAGCGCAGUCUUUACAGAGCGGGCUAUGUGGGCUCGCUUCUGAAUCUGCAGUCGCCCGACUCCUUCUACUUCUCCAACCUGCGGCCGAAUGGAGGCCAGCUGGCCGCGCUUCCCCCCAUCUCAUACCCUCGCGGCGCGCUGCCCUGGGCCACCACGCCCGCCUCCUGCGCCCCUGCGCAGCCUGCCGGUGCCACCGCCUUCGGCAGCUUCUCGCAGCCCUACCUGGCUGGCUCUGGGCCUCUUGGCUUGCAGCCCCUGGGCGGCAAGGACCGGCCCGAAGAGCAGGCCAAGUUUUACACGUCCGACGCGGCCUCUGGGCCUGAGGAACGUGGCCAUGCGCGGCCCCCUUUUGCCCCCGAGUCUAGCCUGGCCCCCGUGGCCGCUGGUCUCAAAUCGACCAAAUACGACUACGCAGGUGUGGGUCGUGCCACGCCAGGCUCCGCGGCCCUGCUUGAGGGGACCCCCUGCGCCGCCGGCUUCAAGGACGACUCCAAGGGCCCGCUCAACUUGAACAUGACAGUGCAGGCAGCGGGCGUCGCAUCUUGCCUGCGGCCUUCGCUGCCCGACGGCCUGCCGUGGGGGGCGGCCCCCGGGAGGGCUCGCAAGAAGCGGAAACCCUACACCAAGCAGCAGAUUGCAGAGCUGGAGAACGAAUUCCUCCUCAAUGAAUUCAUCAACCGGCAGAAGCGCAAGGAAUUGUCCAACAGGCUGAAUCUCAGCGACCAGCAGGUCAAAAUCUGGUUCCAGAACCGUCGUAUGAAGAAGAAGCGGGUAGUGCUGCGUGAACAGGCGCUGGCGCUAUACUAGCCCCGGGCCUCCCCACGGCCCGGGCCUUCCUUUUGGAGCCCAAGUCUGGCGUGGAGGAAGAGCUGGGACUGGGGCUUUUCAUUUUGCUCCGUCUCAGCUGGUCCUAGGUACCCUCCCGCUCCAUCUGCAGCCCCAAAAGCCAGCAGGAGAUUUGGAGACCUGGCCAGUAGUGCCUCCACUCUUUCCCCUUUCCCGGGAGGGGCUGUGCAAGUAGCAGUACAACCUUGGCCUUGAGGCUUUCCCAGUGGGGGCCUAGGGUCACCCGUCUUAGCUUUUGGCUGAGGCAUUUACAUCUGGGCUCACUCCAGCUCCCUUUUACUUGGAUUUUGGCUUUCACAGUUAGUCUCCCUUUCCCCUCCUUUCCAAUUAUUUCUGCAUUUAGCAGGCACCUAGCUAGAACUCCGAGUGGAAUUGAAUUUAGGAAGGCCACUAGGGUGGAGUAGAAAGGGCUGUGGGCACAACUGUGUCUCUUUGCAACCAAAGCCCCUUGUGGAAAAGCCAGAAUCUUGAUUCUGGAGAAAGGAAAGGGUGCCACCACCACUCCCUCCUGUCUGCACUGGCUGGUUCGGGAGGACAACAGCCACCCUAGAUCUUCAGACUGUGGGAAGAAAGGGGAAGGAGUGUGGUCCCACAAACUUGGAAACACCUUGGAGUUCAGGCUGAACUGGCUCCUCCAGCUGGGCAGAAUGGACUGGAUACUUCCUUCCCAUGAGUGGGACAAGGGAGGCUGGGGCUCCAUGACAAACUGCACUUCCUAGCCAAGACUGGUAAAAUUUCCCUAUUUCUC